This is a messenger RNA of Acomys russatus (golden spiny mouse), 3120 nucleotides long. It is a transcript of the gene Fscb, whose product is annotated as fibrous sheath CABYR binding protein. The transcript has a single exon. The record is from RefSeq and is a predicted model, not a curated record. Gene Ontology annotation, molecular function: calcium ion binding. Lineage: Eukaryota; Metazoa; Chordata; Mammalia; Rodentia; Muridae. Gene Ontology annotation, cellular component: sperm fibrous sheath; sperm principal piece. Bases 1 to 3120 code for a protein of 1039 amino acids. Gene Ontology annotation, biological process: negative regulation of protein sumoylation.
AUGGAAGAAAGUGAUGAACCUGAACAGCCUAUCUCAUUAGGGAGGCAAGAAUUUAGAAGGAGAAGACGACCCAGCCAACCAAUGGUAGAUAAGUCCCAGCAGACUGAAGCAACAGAAAAAAAGAAACUCAUGGCUGUAGUACAACCCCCUGCCCCCAAAGCCACCCUCAGUAUUGGCAAUAUUUCUGGAAGCAAAGGCAACUACUCUGCAAAAGAAUAUGCGUCUCUUAGACUGUCUUCUCAGCUUCAGAAAACUUGGGUAAAGAGAAAGCGUGGCCAGGACGUGACUGAUAAAUCGCUGCAGACAGACACUGCUGUGGAAGAAAAAGUGGAAGUCAUAUACAUUGACAAAGCACUUACACUUGAAGAAACCCCAGCUGCUGCUGAAGAAACAGCUCUUGAAUUGCCGCAGAGUGUUCCAGAAGUAGAGAUUCCAACAAGCAGACCUGCCACUCAUUUAAUAGACAGAUCUCAGCAGACCAGCUGUACUGGUGACUGGAGUCUGAUGAACAUUUGCCCAAAAGAUAAAGUGGAUAAAGAACAACAGACCUACUUCAGUGAGUUAGAAAUUACUAUUAUGUCUAUGCCGAGGAGCUCCCUGCCUAAGUCAAAGGAGGAAACAAUUCCUGCUGAAAUAAAGGCUUCUCUUGAAAUCCAGGUAGUGUCAACUGAAGAAAUAUCUAAUGACAUAAUGUGUUUCACCGAAGGGGAGAUUUCUGCUGAACUCCAGGCCCAACCAGCAGAUGAGGCCACAGCUAAAGCAUUGCUCUUCCUUACAGAGGAGCUCCCUACCCAAGCACCAUCUCCAGCUGGAGAGACCUCUGCCUCUGGGACAGCCACUACAACUACAAAAGAUUCUUUGGAAAGACAGCCUCCACUAGAUGAUGAGCUUACUUCUGUACAGCCCCCUACUGAUAUUACUCCUCUGUCAGGGCAAGAGGGCUUUUCAGAUGAGCCUUCUGAUCAACCGAAUCCUGAAGGAGCGGAAGUGGCUCCUUCAGAACUAACAGCUGAAAUUCUGGUUCCAAUCACAGAAGAGGUGCUUGGGAAAGUUCAAGCUUUAGCAAUUGAGACUUUCCUUGAAGAAACCUCAGGUAAAGUGGAGCCUACUACUGCUGAAGAGUCUACUGGUGAAGUUCAACCUCCACCAUCUGAGGAGGUGUCUAUAGAAGUACCUGCUGAAGUUCGGUCACCGUUAACUAGGCAGGUAGUAGAAGAGGUCUCAGCAGAAACUGUCCAUGUAGUAUCUGAGGAACUUCCUACAGAGGAGGUUAUUGUAGGAGGUCAGCCUCCAUCAGCUGAGGAAGUCCCUGUGGAUAGGGCUACUGCAGGAGCCCAGCCUCCAUCAGCAGAAGACAUUCGAGCAGAAGAAAUUCAGCCUCCACCAGCUGAGGAAGUCCUCAGAGAAGAGAGCCCUGCACAAGGUCCACCUCCACCAACUGAAGAGGCCGUUAUAGAAGACAUGGCUGCAGAAACUCCACCUGCACCAACUGAGGAGUCCAUUAUAGAAGACAUGCCUGCAGAAACUCCACCUGCACCAACUGAGGAGUCCAUUAUAGAAAAUAUGCCUGCAGAAACUCCACCUCCACCAACUGAAGAGGCCAUUAUAGAAAACAUGCCUGCAGAAGGUCCACCUCCACCAACUGAGGAGUCCAUUAUAGAAAACAUGCCUGCAGAAGGUCCACCUUCACCAACUGAGGAGGCCCCUACAGAAGCGAUCCUUGCAGAAGGUCCACGUCCACCAACAGAGAAGAGCCCUGAAGAACCUUUGCCUCCACCAGCUGUGGAAGGUCCUACAGAAGAGGUUCCUGCAGAAGCUCUGUCUCCUCCAGCUGAGGAAGUCUUGGCAGAAGCCUUGCCCUCAGCAGCUGAGGAGAAUCCUGCAGAAGUUCCACCUCCACCAACUGAAGAGAGACCUGAAGAAGUUCCACUUCCACCAACUGUGGAGCAUCCUGAAAAAGCUUCAUCUCCACCAGUUGUGCAGGGACCUGCAGAAGAGGCCUUGCCUCUGCCAGCUGAGGAGAAUCCUGCAGAAGCUCCACCUCCACCAACUGAAGAGAACCCAGCAGAAGCUCCACCUCCACCAGCUGUGGAGAACCUUGCAGAAGCUCUGCCUCUGUCACUUGAAGAGAACCCUGCAGAGGCUCUGCCUCCACCAGUUGAGGUGGACCUUCCUGAAGUGAUGGUCCUGUUUCCAUCAGGUGAGUCCCUUGUAGAAGAGGCCUCUUCAGAACUUCAGCCUCCAUUUCUUGAGUGGGAUCUGCUAGAAGAUCUUGCUCCAGAAAAAGAAGUUGUGAUUCCAGAAGCUGAAGAGAUCCUUCUAGAACACUUACCUGUCGAAGUGAAACCUCUAACACCUGAGGAGGAUGUUGCAGAAGGGGUCUCAGUUGAAUUUCAGGCUCUCCCAGCUGAAUACCCUGCAAGAGAGGCCACUGUUGAAGCUCAGCGCCCAUCACUUGAGAGUGCUUCAAUAGAAGAAACCCUUGCUGAAGCUCAGCUUCCUUUGGCAGAGGCAGGCCCUGCAGAAGAGGGUCCUGCAGUUCAGCCUCUAUCAUUGGCUCCUUCAGAUGAGGCCCCUGCAGAAUAUCAGUUUCUACAAACUGAAGAGACUCCUAUAGAAGAGGCACCAGUUGAAGUUCAGCCUCUACCAGCUGAGGAAGUCUUUACCGAAGUGGUUCCGGUUGAAGAAACCCCUGCAAGUGAAGUUGGGUAUCCUUCAUCUGAGGGGGAUCUUAAAGAAGAAGCCACUGUGGAAGCCCAGUUGACAUCAGUUGAAGAGAGCCCUGAAAAGGCUUCUGCUGGUGUUCAGCCUCCACCACCUGAGAGCCCUGCAGGAGAGUCUUCUGAUGUUAAUGGGGUUCCUAUGGAAGAUCUUCCUAUGAAUGAGAUGCCUGCUGAAGAUCCACUUUCACCUUCUGAGCAAACCUCUGAAAAUGAGGAUCCAUUAAAAGAUGUCCAGGAAUCAGUUAUCUCAGACAAAGAGUCUGCUGCUUUUACAGGUGUUAAAAAAUCUGAAAGAACAGAUUCUGUUUCUGAAGAUGUGUCUAAGUGCAAGGAUGAUCAGUUCCCCACCUUCAAAAUAGAAGGUACCAUUAAAAUAGAGUUAAAGAACUCCUCAUGA